This is a messenger RNA of Saccharomyces cerevisiae S288C, 360 nucleotides long. RefSeq lists its product as uncharacterized. Bases 1 to 360 code for a protein of 119 amino acids. The record is from RefSeq and is marked reviewed. Lineage: Eukaryota; Fungi; Ascomycota; Saccharomycetes; Saccharomycetales; Saccharomycetaceae. Gene Ontology annotation, cellular component: membrane. The transcript has a single exon.
AUGCCACAUUUCAAAAGAGCAGCAGUAUAUGAAGAGCAAAAAAGAACUGGUAAAUGGGGUCAACUUGUUGAAGAAACCAAAGAUAGAAUCCCCGAAUAUUCGAACAAAACUAUAGCAAAGAUAAGCCACUUGGACAAUGGUUGUUUGUGGCCUGAGAUAAAGGUCUCUUUUUCUCAUCAUUUGAGCAUACUUCAAUCGAUGUGUCUUCAUUUUAUUAUUUCUAUACUUUUCUCCAAAUAUAUCUUCGUUUUUCUUUUCGCUUUCCUUCUUCCUUCUGCCUUUCCUCUAUUUAUUUUGCACUCCACUCUUUUCCGUAAACCUUGCCUAUCUAUUAUUGGAUUUUUGAAAACUAAAGUAUAA